GCAUGUUCACAGGGUGUCACCCCUUCAGACAUGACAUAUUUCACUUAGAAAAGGAGAAAGGGCUUUGGGUGGUGAAGACAGCAACUCAAAGAGAAGGGAAGUCAGGAAAUCAGAAUCUAAAUGCCAUAGAGACUCUUGGAGAAGUUGGAUUAAGGUAUCUGCCCCACGAAGAGUUUUUCUGCUCAAAAAUCUGGCUACAAGUUACAGAGGAAUUAACCAGGUGUCGAGAUUCCAUGGAAAUUAUUCAAGGAAUUGGUUCUCAAUUGGAAAAACAAAAUGACACACUCUAUAAAGAUGAGUUCAGUAAAGACUUCACUCAGAGUUCACAUCUUCAAGUUCAGUGCAGAGACUACACUGGAGGAAAACCCUAUGAAGGGGUGGAGUGUGGGAAGGAUUUCAUAUGGGGCUCUCACCUUCAAAUGAACCAGACAGCCUCCACAGGAGAGAAGCCCUAUAAAUGUGAAAAAUGUGAAAACACCUUCCGUCGGUUUUCAAGUCUUCAAGCCCAUCAGAGAGUCCACAGUAGAGCAAAACUGAAUAAUCAUGAGACGUCACAUACAGGUUUUAGUCAGAGGUCAUAUCUUCAUCAACAUCAAAGAGUCCCCACUGGAGAGAAUCCACUCAGAUUAGAGGAGUGUGGGAGGAACAUCAGAAAAAUCUCACAUUUUCAGGCUCCUCUGAUAGCCCACCCAUUGGAGAAACCCUAUAAAUGUGAGGAAUGUGGGCUGGGCUUCAGUAAGCGCUCCUAUCUCCAUGUCCAUCAGAGAGUUCAUACGGAAAAGAAAGCUUUUCAAUGUGAAGAGUGUGGGAAGGGCUUCAGUUGGCAUUCACGCCUGCAGGCUCAUCAGCGAAUCCACACUGGGGAGAAACCUUACAAAUGUGAUGCAUGUGGCAAGGGCUUCAGUUAUAGCUCACACCUAAACAUCCAUUGUAGAAUCCACACAGGUGAGAAACCGUAUAAGUGUGAGGAGUGUGGGAAAGGCUUCAGUGUGGGUUCCCACCUCCAGGCCCAUCAGAUAAGCCACACGGGAGAGAAACCUUACAAAUGUGAGGAGUGUGGGAAGGGCUUCUGCCGGGCCUCAAAUCUUCUGGACCAUCAGAGAGGCCAUAGUGGUGAGAAACCCUAUCAAUGUGAUGCAUGCGGAAAGGGCUUUAGUCGUAGCUCAGAUUUUAACAUUCAUUUUAGAGUCCAUACAGGAGAGAAACCAUAUAAAUGUGAGGAGUGUGGGAAAGGUUUCAGUCAGGCCUCAAAUCUUCUGGCCCAUCAGAGAGGCCACACUGGAGAAAAACCGUACAAAUGUGGUACAUGUGGUAAGGGCUUCAGCCGGAGUUCAGAUCUUAAUGUUCAUUGUCGAAUCCACACAGGAGAGAAGCCCUAUAAAUGUGAGAAGUGUGGGAAGGCCUUCAGUCAGUUCUCAAGCCUUCAAGUGCAUCAGAGAGUCCACACUGGAGAGAAACCAUAUCAGUGUGCAGAGUGUGGGAAAGGCUUCAGUGUGGGCUCACAGCUGCAGGCCCAUCAGAGGUGCCAUACUGGAGAGAAACCCUACCAGUGUGAGGAGUGUGGGAAAGGCUUCUGUCGGGCCUCGAAUUUUCUGGCUCAUCGUGGAGUCCACACAGGAGAGAAACCAUACCGAUGUGAUGUGUGUGGUAAGCGCUUCAGACAGAGAUCAUACCUUCAAGCCCAUCAGAGGGUUCACACUGGAGAGAAACCAUAUAAGUGUGAGGAGUGUGGUAAGGUCUUCAGUUGGAGCUCAUACCUUCAGGCCCAUCAGAGAGUCCACACAGGGGAAAAACCAUAUAAAUGUGAGGAGUGUGGGAAAGGCUUCAGUUGGAGCUCCAGUCUUACAAUUCAUCAGCGAGUCCAUGCUGGGGAUGAGGGUGACAAGGACUUUGCCUCAGCAGAGAAUACAUACAGCAGAGAAUCUCUAUAAAAUUGCAUGUGUUAAUAUCUCACAUGUGUGCUGAAAUAGUCCUGUCACAGAAAACAAAACAUUUAUUUUCUCCAGAACUCAUAAAGUGUCAUGGUGGUUGGGUGACCACAUAGCAGAGAAGCCUCGUGAGCGUGGAGAAAGAGAACUUAAUUCAGAACCUUGACAUUUAGCAGAUAACUACACGGAUGAGAGGCGUGGGAAGGAUGGGUCCAAUCUGGAGGCAACCAAAAGUACUAAGACAGAAAUGCCCAAAUCUCUUCCACUAGAGUAGAAGCUCCCAGAAGGCAUAGACUUUGUUUACAGCAAGUUCACUCUGCCUCUUCAGUGCCUACCACACUGCAGGUGUAUGGCAAUGUGAAAAAAGUGAAAGGGAGAACAGUCACUUUUGAAUUUUUUAUUCAGUUCCUCUCUAAAAUUUUCUAUAAACUUGUAAACAGAGGAAUUCUCCAAGGCUUGGAGGAUUCGAUUAGACAUUGGGGUCAUCGUCCAAACCCUGCAGGUCUUCUGAACCAGUGCUUAUCAAACUGAAGGUCAUAACCCAAUAAUGGGUACAGAAUCCCCAGGUUGUGUGUGGCCAGCAAUUUUGUAUGCUAACAGUUCCUUAUUGACGUGUAAUUUUCAUGGAAGCACAUGCAUAAAUCUCAAGUUUACAACUUCAUGAAUUUUGACAAAUGUAUCUAUUUGUAUAAUCAUCACCAAAAUCAAUAUAUACCACAUUUCUAUUAAACCUGAAUGUUUCCUUGUGUA
Odocoileus virginianus texanus is the source of this 2678-nucleotide messenger RNA. The record is from RefSeq and is a predicted model, not a curated record. Lineage: Eukaryota; Metazoa; Chordata; Mammalia; Artiodactyla; Cervidae.